Cataglyphis hispanica is the source of this 1378-nucleotide messenger RNA. RefSeq names its product enhancer of split mgamma protein-like. The transcript is spliced from 5 exons. Gene Ontology annotation, biological process: regulation of neurogenesis; anterior/posterior pattern specification; regulation of transcription by RNA polymerase II. Gene Ontology annotation, molecular function: DNA-binding transcription factor activity, RNA polymerase II-specific; protein dimerization activity; RNA polymerase II cis-regulatory region sequence-specific DNA binding. Bases 177 to 1028 code for a protein of 283 amino acids. NCBI's taxonomy places the organism in Eukaryota, Metazoa, Arthropoda, Insecta, Hymenoptera, Formicidae. The record is from RefSeq and is a predicted model, not a curated record. Gene Ontology annotation, cellular component: nucleus.
CGUGCUGGCAUUGCUCCUGUGUGUUAUUAAUUAUUCUCUAUAGAUUUUAUUCGGUAGGGUCUUCAAAUGUAAUUUUUGACAUUCUAAAUGGCAAUUAUUACAGACUGCUGUUGGAAUUGCCAGCUUUAACAAAGUUUUUUAUUUACUUUCUGCAUCUAUAUCUUCCCCCACCUGCAAUGAUGUCGUACGAUUAUCCUCAUCCAGUCUCGAGAACAUAUCAAUACAAAAAGAUAACGAAGCCACUUUUGGAAAGGAAGAGGCGAGCGCGUAUAAAUCGUUGCCUCGACGAACUUAAGGAUCUCAUGGUGGACGCUUUACAGACCGAGGGCGAGAACAUCAGCAAGCUGGAGAAGGCUGACAUCCUCGAGUUGACGGUGCGUCAUCUGCAGAAGCUGCAGGCCUCGCGAAACGCCGGAUCGUCGACGACGAUUACGAGCGACGAGGAUAUUUCCGCGGAGAGCCGCUGGCAGUCCGGCUUUGGGCAUUGCGCGGCGGAAGCCUGCAGAUUUCUCUCGUCGCUUCCAGGUGAAGCCGCGGAAAGGCUGGCGAGACACCUCGCAGCUGGCCUUCAAAGUCGGCAAACAAAUUCAUCGCCGAAAGCCAAUCUGUUAUCGCCUACCCUGGUCAAUCUGGAUCGCGUCGCCAACGUCGUGGCACCUUGUGGUCCCGUCGCCACCUCCGGUGAAAUUGACUCGGCGAGACCUUCCGCAAGCGUGUCGCCAGAGAUCAAAUCCAUGGUCCGCGCUGAUAAGACUGUCGACGAGAUCGAUGACGCGGGCGCGUCGACGACAACCGUUUCCUUCACGCCACGAUGUCGGGCCACGAUGUCGCUCGUUGAGGCCGAUGAGAAAUUAACAGUAAAUUGCAGCGGCAAACCGAAGAGUCUGAGGGAUCGGCGGUCAACGACGACGACGACGACGACGAUGAGGAACAAAACGAAUGACCCGCAAGACAUUAACGCCGAUGACGAUGAAGAAAUCGACGUCGAACGCGUGGACGAGCGCGACCCGAUGUGGCGACCGUGGUAGCUGUAAUGAGCCGUCGAUGAGAUGCAUUCCCUAUUCAGAGACUGUCCCAGAACGUACCGUUAUUCAUCUCAUAUAUACUUUGACGUUCUCGAAGUUGAUUAUUUUUUUUUUUGAUGAAAAUGUUAAGGCGCUGAUUAUAUUUCGGACUUGUAAAUGACUGAGAGUGAAUAAGCAAACAAAAUAUAUAACAGAUGUUUAUUAUUUACUUAAUUGCAGGUUUAUAUUAUUUAAAUUUAUAUUAUUUUAACUUAAGGCUUAAUUAAAAAGUAGAGAAGUCUGAUGUGUGCGUUGCAUAUUAAAAUAAUAUGUAAUAUUUUUUAGAUUUUGCAGUUAAGAGUUAUUGAGAAAAA